AUGGGCGGAGAAAGAGAGAAGAAGCUAACGGGAGCGGGUGUGGGAAGAAGAAGAGAAAAGGACAUGCAACGCGGGAAGAAGGAAAAAGAAUAA
Caenorhabditis briggsae is the source of this 93-nucleotide messenger RNA. NCBI's taxonomy places the organism in Eukaryota, Metazoa, Nematoda, Chromadorea, Rhabditida, Rhabditidae. Bases 1 to 93 code for a protein of 30 amino acids. The transcript has a single exon. The record is from RefSeq and is a predicted model, not a curated record.